Messenger RNA from Talpa occidentalis (Iberian mole), 2286 nucleotides. RefSeq names its product pancreatic lipase related protein 3 (gene PNLIPRP3). The transcript has 12 exons. Gene Ontology annotation, molecular function: protein binding; triacylglycerol lipase activity. The record is from RefSeq and is a predicted model, not a curated record. Bases 119 to 1540 code for a protein of 473 amino acids. Gene Ontology annotation, biological process: lipid metabolic process. Lineage: Eukaryota; Metazoa; Chordata; Mammalia; Eulipotyphla; Talpidae.
UAGAAUGUGAAUAUUAAGUAGUAUAAUUUUGAAGAAAACUGCUUAUUAUUUUAUAGUGAGGGAACUUUAUGAGAAAAGAUCUUCAAGAGAAUUUUAUGUGAUUAAAAAAUCAACUUAGAUGUUUGAAAUUUGGAUUACUGCACUCUUAUUCUUUGGCACAUCAACAGGAAAUGAAGUUUGUUAUGAAAGGGUGGGGUGCUUUAAAGAUGGUUUUCCAUGGACUGGGACUCUAUCAAGACAGUUUGCAGGUUUACCCUGGUCUCCAGAGAAGAUAAACACUCGAUUUCUGCUCUACACGAGACAGAACCCCAAAGUCUACCAGGAGAUCAGUGCAGUUAAUUAUUUAACAAUCCAAGCCUCAAACUUUGGAACAGACAAGAUCACCCGCAUCAACAUACCUGGGUGGAAAACAGAUGGCAAAUGGCAACAAGAUAUGUGCAAUGUGUUGCUAAAAGCAGAAGAUGUGAACUGCAUUAAUUUAAAUUGGAUCAACGGUUCCUUGGAAUAUAUCCAUGCUGUAAACAAUCUCCGUGUUGCAGGUGCUGAGGUGGCUUAUUUUAUUGAUGUUCUCACGGAAAAAUUUGGAUAUUCCCCUGCUAAAGUGCACUUGAUUGGCCACAGCUUGGGAGCACACCUGGCUGGGGAAGCUGGGUCCAGGACCCCCGGCCUGGGACGAAUAACUGGGCUGGACCCGGCGGGGCCGUAUUUCCACAACACGCCGAAUGAAGUCCGGCUGGACCCCUCAGAUGCCAGCUUUGUGGAUGUCAUCCAUACGAACGGCGUUCGCUUCUUCUUUGAGCUUGGUGCCGGAACUAUUAAUGCUUGUGGACACCUGGACUUUUACCCAAAUGGAGGGAAGCACAUGCCAGGAUGUGAAGACUUAAUUACACCUUUAUUUAAAUUUGAUUUCAAUGUUUAUAAGAAAGCAGUGGUUUCCUUCUUUGAUUGCAACCACGCCCGAAGUCACCGCUUCUAUAUUGAAAGCAUUCUCAAUCCCGAUGCCUUUAUUGCUUACCCUUGUAGAUCCUACGAAUCUUUUACAGCAGGAACUUGCUUCCAUUGUCCCAAAGAAGGUUGCCCAACGAUGGGUCAUUUUGCUGAUAGAUUUCAGCUCAAAAAUAUGAAACCUAAUAGAUCAUAUUAUUUUUUAAACACAGGGACUUUUUCCCCAUUUGCCCGUUGGAGACAUAGACUGUCUGUCAAACUCAGUGGAAACAAUGUCACCGAAGGCAGCUUAUUUCUCCUUGUAGGUGGAACAACUGGGAAAACAGGAGAGUUUGCCAUCACCAGUGGAACACUUGAGCCAGGAAUGACUUACACAAAAUUAAUUGAUGCAGAUGUUAAUGUCGGAAACGUUACAAGUAUAACGUUCAUUUGGAAGGAACAUUCCUUUGGACAUUCUCAGAAUAAGUUGGGAGCAGAAAUGGUGAUAGAUAAAUCUGGAAUAUAUGGAUAUAAAUCCACCUUCUGUAGCCAAGACUUCAUGGGACCUAACACUGCCCAGAUCCUAAAACCAUGCUCAUCCCAGAUACUGCCAUGAUGGAUCCACGUAAUGGGGACAGCGAAAAAAUAAUCUCCUUCCAGUCAGUGUCCAAGCCCUACUUGGCCCUUGUAAAUGACAUAGCAAAGUAUACUUGUUUUUUUAUGUAUAGAAUGUUUUCUCACUACAAACUUUUAUAUGUGCCCUAAAAACUGGCUGAGCCCUGGGACAGAGUAUAGUGCUCUGAUCUCUAAGAAUUUGGAUAUCAUAGACAAAAUAGAACUGCGUUGGCAUUUCCCUGAGCGAGUAGUGGUGCAAAAGCAAGGCAGUAUAAACUCAUCAGGAGCAAGUGAGUCUCUGCGGGUUCAGUGUUGAGAGUAAAGUUAGAGGAUUCCAGGGUAAUCAUUGUUCUAAAAUGAUUUAAGGAAUAUUUAUUAUGUUGUGAACUCUUGCUAAGACAAAUUAUGGAUAUAGCUCAUGAUUGCUAAUAGAUUAUAACCCUGUGGGUUGAUCUGUCUAUCUAUUAAUAAUGAAAAUGAAUGAGUGUGUUAAUAUUUCCAAGGUGUUCCUUGGUCUCCAGAGUGUGUAUGAGAAAAAGAAUUUGGAGCUUAUCUGUGAUGUGAAUGUCAGCUAGCAAUGAGGAUGAUCACUCCAUCUUUUAGAAGUUCCAUAGCCCCGGAGAAUUACUCAUCCCCUUUCACCUUGAAGGACCCCUUGAAAAUUUGUAUUUAUCCUGAAGGAAGCAUUUCAUUUAUAAAGCACUUAACAAACCUUUUGUGUUUGCAUUAAUAAUACUGUAAUAUUUA